AGUUCCCCUUACAGGAGGCUUUAAGUGCUUGAUCAUUACUUUUCGAAUAAAAUACAUUUUCUCUUGAUAAAAAGGUCAGGAUCGCUAAAGUAAUGUUCAGCUACUCGACAGCGGAACUGUUGCGUUGGGUUUCCAGUGGGACUGUUUUAGUUGACGCACCAGCGCACCUUGAACUCCUCGUACAGAAACAGAAGUUUGGACUUUUCUCCUCUCUUUUCUGUCCUCUGUCCCCGUUGUAUGAACCAUGUCUGGGUUUCCUCGGUUCCUCCGUUUGUCCCGCUCGGCCUCGGAGCGGCUGUGGCGCAGAGGAAGCGCAGAAAAGUGCGUCAGUUUGUGUUUCAGAGCCAACUUUCCGCGCCUGGGUUUGGCCCACCAGAACAGCAGAGGCGGUUCCAGGUAUUACAGUAGCUGUAAAACGGUCCGGAUCGGCUGCGCCUCCGGGUUCUGGGGGGACACGACCACAUCAGCCCCUCAGCUGAUCUACGGCGGGAAGCUGGACUUCCUGGUGUUUGACUACCUCAGUGAGAUCACCAUGUCUCUGCUUACCGCCGCCAGGACGAAGAUGCCCAACCUGGGUUAUGCUCCAGACUUUGUCCAGGUGGCUCUGGCUCCGUACAUCAAUGACAUCCACAGGAAAGGUAUCCGUGUCGUCAGCAAUGCAGGAGGAGUGAACCCGCUGGCCUGUGCCGAGGCCAUACAGGAAGUCAUCAAAAAGGCGGGGCUGGAAUUAAAGGUUGCUGUGGUGACCGGUGAUGACCUAAUGCCCAUUAGGAGCAUCCUGUCUGAAGUAAAGAUGGCCGACGGCGGCAGCAGACAACCGCUGCCUAAAACUCUGCACAGCAUGAAUGCCUACCUCGGGGCUGAGCCAAUCCGCCACUGUCUGGACCUGGGAGCCGACAUCGUGGUGACGGGACGCUGCGUGGACAGCGCCGUGGCUCUCGGGCCGCUCAUGCACAAGUUUGGUUGGAAGAGAGACGAUUAUGACUUGCUUGCGGCGGGAAGCCUUGCAGGUCAUCUCAUAGAGUGUGGAGCUCAGAGUACUGGAGGGAUCUUCACCGACUGGCACCAAGUUCCUGACUGGGAUAACAUGGGCUUCCCGGUGGUCGAAUGUUCCGCAGACGGCUCCUUCGUCCUUUCCAAGCCUCCAAACACCGGCGGCCUGGUCUCCUUUGGAACCGUCGCCGAGCAGCUGGUGUACGAGAUCGGCGACCCGCGGAGAUACCUGCUGCCUGACGUCAUCUGUGAUUUUAGCCAGGUGGCGAUCCAGGAACUACCCGCUGAUUCGGAUGGUCCAACUACCUCCUCUGCAUGUCAUAAAGUUCUGCAGAGGCCUUCUAACGAACCAUCAUUUGAUUCAGGUGUAGAAGGAGGUGCUGUCCGAGUCACCGGGGCCAGAGGGUCCAGUCCCUCUCAUCACUAUAAGGUUUGUGCCACCUACAUGGAUGGUUUCAGAGCGACGGCGGUGUGUCCCGUCGGAGGGCCCAGAGCCGCUGAGAAGGCCCGGCGGACCGCAGACAGCAUCAUCAAACGGACAAGGAGAAUGUUUAAGCAGUUAGGACUCGAGGAUUUUAACUCGGUCAACAUCCAGGUUCUAGGAGCUGAAGACACUUAUGGCCCAAACGCUCGCAGAAAGGACUCCAGAGAGGCUGUGAUCUGGAUGGCUGUCCACCACAAACAGAAGAAAGCUCUGGAGAUCUUUUCCAGAGAAGUCGCUCCUGCAGGCACCGGCAUGGCUCCUGGACUCACCGGCAUUGUGGGCGGGCGACCCAGAGUGUCUCCAGUCUUGAAGCCGUUUUUCUUCUUACAUCCCAAAUCCCAGAUAAAAGUGGACAUUCAUGUUGCCGGACAGCUGGUCCAGUCGCUCACAGAACCGGACACACCUGAACAGAAGCGGGAAGAAGCUCCUCCCACCUGUGAUCAGGAUGUGCCCGACGCAGACCUGCCCAGCGGACCACACACCUACAGACUGGAGGACCUGGCAUACGCACGGAGCGGCGACAAAGGAGACUCUGCAAACAUUGGAGUGAUCGCUCGUCAUCCUCUCUACUUUCCUUACCUGAAGAAACACCUGACUUCUUCUGUGGUGGAGGACUACUUCUCUCACCUGAUCCAGCCUGGAGAGCUCAACGCCGUCACACGAUACACUCUGCCAGGGAUCCACGGCCUCAACUUUGUCCUGAGGAGUUCCUUGGGAGGGGGAGGGGUGGCCUCACUACGCAGCGACCCCCAGGGUAAAGCCUACGGACAGAUGCUGCUGGACCUGAAGCUGACUGGACUGCCAGGUUUAAAAUCACUUGUGGACUGAAUGUCACGUAGACCCACUGAGAGACAAGCUAAGAAGACAUAAAGGUGGACAUGAAACAUUUUACCUCAACCGGAACACAAGUGAUCUUUUAUUCCUUCAGUUUACAUCCACUGACUAAAAUACGUAAGGCCUGGAAGUCACAAAAUUUAGAUUAGAACAUUUGGCACCAUUUCACAGGACUUCAUACACAGUGGAAACCAAAAUAAAACCCCACAAAACAGAAGCAAAGUUGGCAUUGGAGCCCCAUUGUUCAUCUUGGACAGGGUAGCUGAAUGACAAAUUAUUUUGGUAUUUCAAGCAAAGGUAAAUCUGAACUAUACUUGAACUAUAUAAAUGAACUCAAUCAAGGUCAGAUUUACAAAGUCUAAAAUGUAUAAAUCCCAGUUGCCCAUUGGAACUAGAGAGUGAACAAGAUCUUUAAAAGAAAGUAACUAAACACUGAUUGAAACCGAUGCAAACAUUCUGCAGCUGCCAAAAGAACUGGAGCAUCCAAAAUCAAACCUAACAUUUAUUUCAAUUAUUUUAUUACCACUUAACCGGGUUUCCUUCCUAACACACAGAACACUAAAUCUGAUCAAAAGUUUCCAUUGUUUUAGGGGGGGGAAAUAAUACUGUCAUCAGCAUAAGUGAUAAUUCACUCCAAACGCCAAUCAGCAGGGACGAUUCAAUUGCUUUGGGAAUUCAAAGCAUAUUCAAGAAGCCGAGUUAAAAACAAGCCUACUGAACUAGAAGGUACUCACAAAUCAAGUAUACUGUUGCAAACAAAAGGUAGGUGGGGAUAAAAUCAUGUAAAUUUACUCUAAUUUACAAAUGAAGUCCACAUUUUCAAAUGUACGUAAUAAUUAAGUCUGCAGUGGCAAUUUCAAAGUUUUGUUCUGUCCAAACAGAUAAAGUUGAUCUGUAGAAUAUUUGAGAUUCAACAUCUUAGCCAUAACAUACUUUAUUUUUCUGUGCAAAAGAAUUCAAUAGCAUAAUUUAUUGUUUCUGCUUUUACUCGUCUUGCUAAUUAGGAUUGCUAACUGGGAUGAUUCAACAUUUUGCCAACCUGUACACAUUUUUACAUUAGUUGGCAUCAUAUAACCUUUGUAUCCCAGCUGCAAAAUGCAGGAACCAUAAAAAAGCAAGAGAUCAUUGGACAGUAAGUGUUGCUGUAGGGCUCCAACCUUGUCUGGCUUUGGUGUCAGAGGUGUAACACCACCGACCCUUCCUUCCAACAUCAGUUUAAACAAAUCUCUUUAAAGUUAAUCCUGACUAAUGGCAGUUUUAAAACAGAUUUUGAAUAAUCUGAAGCAUGGACAUGUAAGAAGUGGCUAAGAAAUGAAUAUUGAUUUGGAUUCAAAAGGAUCCCUGUCGUCAAAGUUUACCCCACACCCCCAUUUAUACAUCAGAGCAAGCAAUAGACAGAAUUACUGUUACUUACUGAGGUCUGUUUUAAAGAAGCUUUUGCUGCUACAUUUGUUGUGUGUUCGGAUCAUUUUCUUAGCUGCUGCUUCAACUUCCAAGAAUGAACAUUGAGUCUGAAGAAAAAUGAUCUUGUUCUUUACAUUCGUAGUUCCUUCUGUUUACAAGCUGGAGACUGAUUGGCUCCUGUUGCCAAAGAACUAAGCAAAGCAGCAAAAGCUUUUUUUUUUUUUACCCCUAAGGCUUGGAUCUAGCUACCUUUUUGUAGGGGCAACUGGGCCUGGUGCCCUACUUAUUUUGUCUCAGGGGAGCUGACCUCUGACCUGAGGCCUGGAGAGUUUUGGUUUGCGUUUCCCAACAAGAUGCUCCAGUCAGAUACCAGAGGUGGUGUUCACUCAGUGGCCUCACAUCCGACAGGCACAAUGGUGUCUCGUUCACCUCGACACGACCCGGCUCUGAUGUUCAACGCCCCGAAGGAAUGUGUGUCUCUUUCUACCAAACAGACGCUGCUGCUUUGAGUCUGUGUAGUCGUAAUUGCAACCAGACUGAAGCUGGGAGUUGAAGUCACUCUGCAGUUUAAACACCCUCCACCUCUGAGUCAUCUCUCUCCUUCCCAAAACUUACUGAGCCGCUGCUGACUCCAACUUUCCUCCAUUUCAGAGGAACCUCUUCAGCUACUGUUCUGUUUACCUUUGACCAAAAGUCUCCAAGAACCAGAAAAUGUUAAACACAAUUUUUUUCUUUUUGUUUUAGAAACAUUGGUGAUUUACACAGAAAAGAGGCCACAUUUAACAGUCUGCCCAGAACAAUAAAUAAACAGCGGCCCUGUAAAUAAACUAUCAAAGACAUUUGCUGACAGUAAAACAAUAAUAAAUAAUCAGUCAAAUGCGUUUAGACAAUAUUUCGAAACAGGCUGUAAAUUGUGACGCACAUGAGGAAAGUUCAGAUCUGUCUCCCUUUGUUUUAGAGUUAAAGGACAUGCAGAGCUGGGUGUCACCAUAAAAUCUUUAAAUGCUUGUUCUCAUAAAACCCAAGCUGAAAGCAUGAGCCACAAACCUCACCACGCUAUAUACGAAAGAGCUUAAGGACUUAAAUGAGGAGGAUUCACAUCUGUCUCAUGUUUUCCAACAAGGCAUUUCAAAAGAAUUGGUGAUUGGUUAUUUGCACUCAUUGCUUUGUCAUAAACUUUCCCAAGAGCCACUAUCUGGGUCAUAACUUUGUGAUCUCAAACAUCACAGUCAAUCAUCAGUGACCCGCUUUGCAACCGCCCACUUGUGUGUCAUCCCAUUCUUUCACACGGAUCUGGGACACCUCAAGGGACUUUCUUCAACAUUGUCCCACUUUUCUUACUAAAAGAAUCAUUUAUGAUUAGGACUCAGCAGUAAAAAAGUCACUGUAGUCAUGAAAAACUAUAAUUAAAUCAAGUCAGGCCUUGAUUUUAACUUGAUACCAGACAGGCAAAGAAAUUAAACACAAAGCAGCACUUUUAUUAAGAGAGGACAUUUAUGUCAAUACUGUGAGAGAAAAACAAGGUCCAAGAAAUGAGCCCUGUGGAACACCAUAACAUCUCUUUUUGACAUUUACCAAAUUUAAGAGCUGCAGACUAACGUAGAACAUGAGUAAAAAUGAAAUAGUCCACAGUCUGUAAAAUUUAAAAGAAAACUGUAAAGUUUUCUUUAUUUUUUUCAUGAUCAGGAUUAUUUUCAACAGUUUAUCAAUUUAAACUUUGAAUGUACAAAACACACUUUCAUCUGAGCUAAUGUUCUGUAUUGGUUAAUCAAUGGACAAAUAAGAACAUUUUACUCCAAGAACAUUUUAUUUCUAAAAUUAAAGGAAGAGCAGUACAGUUUACACACUCAUCUCUAAAUAUUUUAAAUACUCCAAAAUCUGUUCUGUGAUGUUUGUGCCAAAUUUCAGAAUAAUCCAUGCAGUUACCAACAUAUCACUGGAAAUUAUCCUUCCACUGAUGUUCACCGUUUGACUAUUGUUAUUAAACAGUGCUAUUAAUGGAAUAUAAUGUUAAAAAACAUCAUUUCGUGUUGCAUAAUUUAUCCCGAAAAAUGUCUUUAUAAAUUUCAACUUUUAGCACUGUUGGCUAUGCAAAUACAGAUCAUAAUUUAUUGUACUGUUGAAAAAUCCACUAAUGUUGUAACUUGUAAGGUUUGUGAUGCAGUGUGUUGUGACGGUCCAAGUACUCUGCCCUGUGGAACACCAGAGAUAUUUUUCUUAUUUUUAUCGAGGUCUAUUUCAACCAGAAAACACAUUUUGUUCACAUGUUUAUUGAAAUGACUACCAACGCUCACUUCAGCCACAAGGCCUUAUGGUGGAACCACCAGCGCAUUUUUAUUGGUACACAAGUUCUGGUUAGGACAGUUUUAUUUAAUAUUUGUGUAUCUGAUUGUAUUUUUCAAAUCAUAGUUUAGCUUCUUGCAGUUAAACAUAAUGUGAUGAUUAAAAUGUGAAUUCUAAGCAGCUUUUGAAGAAAAAUCGGAUGUAAACUCUGGCCUUUUUUUCCCAUUUAAUCAGUUUAGAAAUAAAACUCAGUUUCACAGCUUUUGACACUUUAAAUGCCUUUAAAAUGUAAUGUACAAAACUGAUUUUGUAGAUACUAAAACUAUUAAAUUAAAGAGGUUUUUAUUACCAAG
Girardinichthys multiradiatus is the source of this 6351-nucleotide messenger RNA. RefSeq lists its product as uncharacterized. Bases 245 to 2305 code for a protein of 686 amino acids. The record is from RefSeq and is a predicted model, not a curated record. The transcript has 21 exons. Lineage: Eukaryota; Metazoa; Chordata; Actinopteri; Cyprinodontiformes; Goodeidae.